AUGACGGCUGCGCUCGCGUGGCAAGCGCUGAUGCUCGGCACGGCCAUUGGCAUCCUCGUCGCGACCGUCUACUUCUUCAUCCGCGACGCGAAGAAGCGCGCGCACCCGGGCCCGGUCCUCAUCUGCAUCGUGAUUGCGUCGUGCGCCGCCAUGAUUGCCCGCGCUGCCAUGGAGCUCGUCCUCCUCAGCGAUGCGUCCUCGACAGCGACGGUCCUCGACGUCGCCAACCUUGCGAACACCGGUACGAGCCGCGCGCUCGGGCCGUUCUGGUGCUACGUCUACUUUGACGCAGCAGCAAUUUUCUGGUACCUCAUGCUCGCAAUGGACCUCAUCUCGUCGCUCUCCAACCCAUUCCUGCCGUUCGAGUCGAACAACUUGAUCCACCACGCGCACGCAUGGCCGGCCGCGGGCGUCUGGACCCGCGACUUUGACGACGGCAUCAUGCGCGUCUGGAUCGUCUUGCCCUCGUACGCCGUCCUUCUCUACAUUGGCAUUGCGCUGCGCGUCGCGUGGGCCAAGUCGCGCGUGCUGCAGUACGAGGCGCACGUCUCGACGCGCAACAUGGCGAUGCUCAUCCUGCCGUACCUCGCUGUCUUUGCGACCAUGAGCAUCGGCUUCCUCAUCCUGUACGUCUUUGAGAUGUACUACAGCACGACGACCGUGACCAACUACGUGGACCAGCUCCUCUUGAGCCUCUCGACCCUCUUCGUCUUCGUCCUCUAUUUCUUUGACUCGGCGAUCGUGUUUCGCCUCUGGGGCUCGACCAAGGCGUCGCUCGCCCGUCGCCGCCUCUCGACCAUGACCACCCACACCGUCACGCCCAACAGUCCCCCCUACCAAAUCGGCCGGGACGACGACACGGCCGACGACUUUGCGGUGGACGUCGCCCAGCAGAUGCGCAACAGCAUCAUGGAGUGCACGAAAGCAGGCAUCUACGAAGCAGCGUCGGGCAUGUGCGACCGCGACACCGUGCCCGGCCAAAUCCCACUCGAGCUCGAAUUUGCCAAAGUCGAAACCAAGGGGAUCCUCGUCCAUGGGCAACUCGCGACCGCGUCCGAUCGACUGCGCUUCACCGACGUUGCGCCGCUCGUGUUUCAGUCGAUCCGCGAGCUCUUUGGCAUCGACGCGGCCUCGUACCGCGAUGCGUUUGCCCGCUCCGAGGGGCUGCGCGAGUGCGGGCUCAAGGGCAAGAGCGGCAACAUCAUGUACUUUACACACAAUGCGCAGUUUAUGGUCAAGAGCGUGCCCAAGUCCGAGUUUGACGUGCUUCGGUCCAUCCUACCGGCGUACUACAAGUACCUCGUGACGCACCGUGCGACGCACCUCUGUCGGUACUUUGGCUGCCACUCGAUCACGCUGCCCGUCGGCACGCGUUGCAUGUACUUUGUCGUCAUGCAAAACCUCUUCAACGAAGGCCGCGUCCACGAGGUGUACGACAUCAAAGGCAACACGGACCGCCGCCAAGCGAUUCCCGACGGUGACGUCGAGCGCGUCAUGCAGGACACGCUCGCGCGCAAGUUCAUCGAGCCGCUCAUGCUCGACAUUGAUUUCUCGCGCAUCCACCGGUGCAUGCAUCUCUCGGACGCGAACGCGACGGCGAUGCAAGGCCAGCUCAAGUCCGACAUAACGUUUCUCGCCGAACAAAACAUCAUGGACUACAGCAUCCUCGUUGGCGUCAAGCACAUCUCGGGCGACGAAGUCCCCGUCGUCGGUCUCUGCAACCACGUGCCGUCCAAGGACCUCUGCGAUGUCUAUUUUGUCGGCAUCAUUGACAUGCUGCAGCAAUACAGCUGGCGUUGGGCGGUCCAGCGCUGGGUGCUUGGCACGCUCUUGUGCAAGGACACGCAGGACGUGAGUGCGGUGCCUGCGCGCAAGUACGGAGCGCGGCUGCUGGGCUUCAUCCGCUUCAGCAUGUUCAACCAAACCCGCCGCUCGAGCCGCACCUCGCUGCCCGGCAACUUUUCGCUGACCGCCGAGCGCCCGAGCGGCCUCGGCCAGCUCACGCCGGUACGUUUCUAA
Messenger RNA from Saprolegnia parasitica CBS 223.65, 2019 nucleotides. RefSeq lists its product as hypothetical. Bases 1 to 2019 code for a protein of 672 amino acids. Lineage: Eukaryota; Oomycota; Saprolegniomycetes; Saprolegniales; Saprolegniaceae. Gene Ontology annotation, biological process: phosphatidylinositol metabolic process. The transcript is spliced from 8 exons. Gene Ontology annotation, molecular function: phosphatidylinositol kinase activity. The record is from RefSeq and is a predicted model, not a curated record.